CGAGUGAGGUUUCCGGUUUCUGUUGCGAUGACUUCCUGCUGGUCCGUUCGCGUCUAAAACAAGAAAAUAUAAACGGGCUUGAGAGCUGUUCAGCUUUCUACGUAGACGCAGACACGGAGUUCGCAGGGAAAAUAUACGCAGUUUGUCUGUUUGCGUGUCUGCUAGUUUGCUCGCUGAGUAGCCUAGAGAUGUGCACGCAGACGAGGGCCGCGGCUCUGAUGGCCAACAUACCGCGGGUGGACAUCGACCCGUCCGGCGUUUUUAAGUACGUCCUGAUCCGAGUGCACAGCAAAGAGGAGGGGGACGACUCGGAGAUAGAUAUAGUCCGAGGAUACGCCUGGGCCGAGUACCACGCUGAUAUCUAUGAUAAGGUGUCGGAGGAGCUGGAAAAGGGCGGCCACCUGGACUGUGAGUGUGUCGGAGGAGGGAGGAUCAGCCACGACCCCCAGGCCAAGAAGCUCCACGUCUACGGAUACUCGAUAGGAUUUGGAAGAGCAAACCACGCUGUAGCUACUGAGAAACUGAAGGCUCAGUAUCCAGAAUAUGAGGUGACCUGGGACAAUGAAGGAUACUGAACUGACCUAAGAUCAGCCUCUGGCGGGCGCCCUUUCUCCUGGACUGACAUGUCACUUAUCUGUAACCCCCUCAUUAGGAACCACACAGAGCCCGAUAAGAAGCUCUUUGAUACCACAUUGAUAAUCCAAGACUAAGACUGACGAACAGCGACGGGUCUGAUUAGAAGACGAGCCUUUUUUUGGGCGGUGGGGGGGGGGGUCGAUUUUUAUGUUACAGUAAAGUAAAGAAAUAGCAAACACUCUACUUGGAUCUAAAACAAAUGCACGGUUGUCUUCUUCUAAUGUGAAUGAAUAACUUGUCCUGACACGCAGUCCCUCACCGACUUGUUGUAGAGUCACAUAGCCUCGCAAAUAUGACCUAAUCACUAAGAUAUGUUGGAACUGUAGAUGCUUUUGUUGUGAUGUAUGUUUCAUAAAUGUUUCCUAAAAACUGCUUUUAAA
This is a messenger RNA of Anarrhichthys ocellatus (wolf-eel), 1016 nucleotides long. RefSeq names its product phosphohistidine phosphatase 1 (gene phpt1). The transcript has 3 exons. NCBI's taxonomy places the organism in Eukaryota, Metazoa, Chordata, Actinopteri, Perciformes, Anarhichadidae. The coding region runs from base 189 to 575 and encodes 128 amino acids. The record is from RefSeq and is a predicted model, not a curated record. Gene Ontology annotation, cellular component: cytosol. Gene Ontology annotation, biological process: peptidyl-histidine dephosphorylation. Gene Ontology annotation, molecular function: protein histidine phosphatase activity.